Molecule: messenger RNA, 510 nt
Organism: Asterias rubens (European starfish)
Lineage: Eukaryota; Metazoa; Echinodermata; Asteroidea; Forcipulatida; Asteriidae
Product: low affinity immunoglobulin epsilon Fc receptor-like
Exons: 1
Coding region: 1-510 (169 amino acids)
Source: RefSeq, a predicted model, not a curated record
AUGUAUGUUUUGCUCCUCGUAACGUUCACUGCAUUGCUAGAUAGCUCUUGUAUUCGAGCGGUUGUAUCUCAAGAUCAGCAAUGUUCUACUUUUAUGAGAGACGACUCAACAUGUCCAGAGUCUUGGCAUUACUGGGGAAUCUCAUGCUACAAGAUCACUGAGACGGCAUUUACCUGGGCAGAUGCUAAAGAAGAGUGCAGAAACCUGGGUGGCGUUCUGGCUGCACUUAGCUCCAAUCAAGAAAACGAGUUUAUAGCGCAAGUGGUUUCAGCUGAUUGGAUAUGGAUCGACUGUAAUGAUCUAGAGGUGGAGGGGAGAUGGAAGUGCAGAGAUGGUAACGUCGAGGUCGCUUACAGAAACUGGUUUGAAGGAGAACCGAAUAGCGCAGGCGUAGGUGAAGAUUGUGCGGUCGUAGCUACAUGGGGAGACAAGCAAUGGCAUGAUGUUAGUUGCAGCCGAAAGGAGAAAGCUAUUUGUAAAAUGGCUGGCAGACCAGUCCUUCACAAGUGA